Molecule: messenger RNA, 1925 nt
Organism: Oryzias melastigma (Indian medaka)
Lineage: Eukaryota; Metazoa; Chordata; Actinopteri; Beloniformes; Adrianichthyidae
Product: MICOS complex subunit MIC26
Exons: 9
Coding region: 381-1034 (217 amino acids)
Biological process (GO): cristae formation
Cellular component (GO): MICOS complex
Source: RefSeq, a predicted model, not a curated record
GGAUAGAAUUGAAGGAAAAAAAUAUGAAGGAAAAAAAAUGACAACAGAACCAGAUAUAUUGAAGUAUGUACUUGGGUUAAUAGUUAGAGGUACAUUUUACACAAUAUUAAUGGUUUUUCUUUUUAAACGAAGGUUAAAGAGAAACUAUUUGAAUAAAAGUACUCAUUCACUUAUAGUUUUUUUACAUUAUUUUUUUCUACUUACGUUUCUGAUAUAAUUUUUAUUUAUUAUUUUUUUUGCAAUCGGUUAUCUUUCCAGUGGUACAGUUUCAUACCAGUCUCAAUCUGUUAUCUAUUGGAAUAAAGCGCGUUCUACUAAGUCGAGUGCGCGUGCGCUUCUUUUUUUGAACACUACGAGUUCCCGUAGAAAAACACGACUGAAUGAAGAUGUCCUUAAAGAAGCUGGUGUCGCUGUUCGCCGCCGCUCCGGCGCUGACGGGAGCACUGAGCGAGGCGAAGAAGAAGAGCUCCCAGCCGCUCCUGGACCUGAAUGAGUUGCCGUCUCUGUACACCGUCCCUGAAUCUAAGCCUCUAGAGGUGGAGCGGGAGGCGGGGCAGCUGGAGGAGAGCGUGGCGCUGCUGAGGAAGUGGGCGGAGCCAUACACAGAGCACUGUCAGCAAAGUGUGCAGACGGGAGUGGAAAAGACUGAGCAGGCCUACAGGACGCUGGAGCCUUUCAUCCACACCGCUGUGAGGACGGUUACAGAUACAUACCAGUUCCUGAGUGAGCCCCCCCCUGACCUGUACCCCAGCGUGGCUGUGGUGGGAUUCUCCGGCUUCCUGGGACUCUACCUGGCCAAAGGGUCCAGGCUGAGGCGGCUGCUGUUCCCCGUCGGCCUGAUGGCUCUGAGCGCCUCCAUGUUUCACCCCCAGCAGGCCGCCGCCUUGUUAAAGAUGGGUCAGGACUCGGCGCUCACCUGGGCUGAACAGGGACGCGUUGCCGUGGAAACGCUGUGGAAGGAUCCACCGUUCAGUAAGAAGAAGCUGAAGAGUUCAGAGAAGAAAGAAAAAGGGGAGAAUGACGGGAGCAGCUGAUCCAGUAACCCACACCGGUGCCGGGACCAGUCCAGUUUGGGAGGACCUCACCUUCACAUCAUUCCUGAAGUCUCCUGAAGCUUCCUCCUCCGUUGCUCUUAAUCUUCUUUUUGGAGACAUUCCCUGCAGUUCUCCUCCUCUGUCCUCAGGAGGAGCACCAGAACCUCCAGCUUUGUGUCAAGGCUCUGCAAAAUCUGAAUCUUAAGAAAGUAAAAAGACCCAGAUUUCAAGAAAAAAAUUCUUAUUUCUGUCCUGCUAAAGAAUAAUCGUAACAAGAACGUUUUUUUUAUAGAAAAUAAUCUUUGUUUCAGAUAACAACCCUUGGUAAGAACAUGUUAAAUACUUUUCAGAUAUUCUGGUUAUUUUAUGAAAAUAUUUCAAAUUUUAAGAAUGACUUAUUUUUAGGGGCCCUGUUUUUGCCGUGUGAACACAACACAAGGACUUUGAUGCUCAGCUGGUUUUAGUGGGCGCUCGACAUGAGUCAUGAUGCUGCACACUCACUUCCUGUCUCUGUUUUGUCUGUGAAGUUUGUUUCUUCUCAUCAAAAUGAAGUGAAUUCUGACUAAAUGAAACCGUCACAGAGACGCAGCAGGAAGUGGUUCAGUUCAACAGAAUCAGCUUCUUCUUCCUCUCACUUCCUGUAAGCGCUUCAGCUUCUACUGUAAAAUCGUCCCACUCAUGUGAGGCUGUUUACUCUGAUGGCGAGUAAACGCUGCCCUCACCCUUCAGCAGCUGGGUAAAGAUGGAUGGAAGACUUCAGCUCCUCUCACCUUCACUCCUACAUGGGAAUCUUCUGCUUGUUUUUGUCUGAAACAGGCCAGAAGUCUCAUAAAUGUCAUUUAAUGUUUUUUUUAAUCCCUCAGAAAUGUUCAUAAAGUCGAUUUAACCCCA